UUCCUUCCCUUUUUCUUCCCUCCAGAAGUACUGACGUCCUAAAUCACCAAUUCUUCCAACUUUCUGACCACUGAUUCGCGAGAAUUCGUAGUUCAACAGCAAAGGUCCGUGCUCCCUUUACUGCGACCUGCCAGCGGGAGCUGCGUCUCCGAGCAUGGAACGGAGGAGUGAGAGCCCCUGCCUGCGGGACAGCCCCGACAGAGGCAGCGGCAGCCCCGAUGUCAAAGGGCCCCCCCCGACCAAGGUGGCCAGGCUGGAGCAGAACGGUAGCCCCAUGGGCACUCGCGGGAGGCCUAACGGAGCCGUCACCAAGCCCGUGGGAGGUUUGAUGAUUCCAGUCUUUUGUGUGGUGGAGCAGUCGGACGCCUCUCUUGAAUACGAUAACCGAGAAGAGCAUGCCGAGUUCGUUCUGGUUCGCAAAGAUGUGCUCUUUAGCCAGCUGGUGGAGACAGCGCUCCUGGCUCUGGGGUAUUCCCACAGCUCUGCGGCUCAGGCACAAGGAAUAAUCAAGCUUGGGAGGUGGAAUCCCCUCCCUCUCAGUUACGUGACUGAUGCACCAGAUGCAACAGUAGCCGACAUGCUACAAGAUGUCUAUCACGUUGUGACAUUGAAAAUCCAAUUACAAAGCUGUUCGAAGUUGGAAGACUUGCCAGCAGAGCAGUGGAACCAUGCCACAGUUCGCAAUGCCUUAAAGGAGCUACUCAAAGAGAUGAAUCAGAGCACAUUAGCCAAAGAAUGCCCUCUCUCCCAGAGUAUGAUUUCAUCCAUUGUAAAUAGCACAUACUAUGCCAAUGUGUCAGCAACCAAGUGCCAGGAGUUUGGGAGAUGGUACAAAAAGUACAAGAAGAUUAAAGUGGAAAGAGUGGAAAGAGAAAACCUUUCAGACUAUUGUGUUCUUGGUCAGCGUCCCAUGCACUUACCAAAUAUCAACCAGCUGGCAACCUUGGGAAAAACUAACGAACAGUCUCCUCAUGGCCAGAUUCACCACAGCACUCCAAUCCGAAACCAAGUGCCAACGAUGCAGACAAUGAUAAACCCUGGGCUGCUGUCUCCUCAGCUCAGUCCGCAGCUGGUGAGGCAGCAGAUAGCAAUGGCCCAUCUGAUAAACCAGCAGAUUGCCGUCAGCCGCCUAUUGGCUCACCAGCACCCACAAGCUAUCAACCAGCAGUUCUUGAAUCAUCCACCCAUCCCUAGAGCUGUCAAACCAGAGCCAUCAAAUUCGUCGGUGGAAGUCUCUCCAGAUAUUUACCAGCAAGUUAGAGAUGAGCUGAAGAGAGCCAGUGUGUCUCAAGCUGUCUUUGCAAGAGUAGCCUUCAAUCGCACACAGGGCUUGUUGUCAGAGAUCCUGCGUAAGGAAGAAGACCCUCGGACAGCUUCCCAGUCUCUCCUGGUAAACUUAAGAGCAAUGCAGAAUUUCCUCAACUUGCCUGACUCGGAGCGGGAUCGUAUCUAUCAGGACGAGAGAGAGAGAAGUAUGAACCCCAACGUCAGCAUGGUGUCUUCAGCUGCCAGCAGCCCAAGCUCCUCCAGAACCCCCCAGGCCAAAACCUCGACACCAACAGCAGACCUCCCCAUUAAGGCGGAUGGCGCCAACGUCAACAUCACAGCUGCCAUUUAUGACGAGAUCCAACAGGAGAUGAAAAGGGCCAAGGUAUCUCAAGCUCUGUUUGCCAAAGUGGCUGCCAAUAAAAGUCAGGGCUGGCUGUGUGAGCUGCUUCGCUGGAAGGAAAACCCCAGCCCAGAAAACCGCACCCUCUGGGAGAACCUCUGCACCAUUCGUCGCUUCCUGAACCUCCCACAACACGAGAGGGAUGUCAUCUACGAGGAGGAGUCCAGGCAUCACCACAGCGAGCGUAUGCAGCACGUUGUCCAGCUCACGCCUGAGCCCGUGCAGGUGUUGCACAGACAGCAGUCUCAGCCUGCAAAGGAGAGCUCCCCACCUAGAGAAGAGGCUCCUGCUCCACCCGCUGAGGACAGUUGUGCCAAAAAGCCAAGGUCCCGUACCAAGAUCUCCUUGGAAGCUCUAGGUAUUCUCCAAAGCUUUAUCCAUGAUGUGGGUCUCUACCCCGACCAGGAAGCCAUUCAUACCCUCUCUGCUCAGCUGGAUCUCCCCAAACACACUAUCAUCAAAUUCUUCCAAAACCAGCGCUACCACGUAAAGCACCACGGGAAGCUAAAAGAGCAUUUGGGAACAGUGGUUGAUGUGGCAGAGUACAAGGAUGAGGAGCUGCUGACGGAGUCAGAGGAGAAUGACAGCGAGGAGGGCUCCGAGGAAAUGUACAAAGUGGAGCCUGAGGAGGAGAACCCCGACAAAAGCAAGGCAGCUCCCGCCGACGUUGACCAGAGAUAAUGUGAGACAGGGGUGCAGGAAGCAAUACAUCGAUCCACGGAUUUUCUGUUCCUGUUUUUAGUUGUUUUCUCUUUUUCCUUUCUGUUUGUUUGUUCCUGCUGCACACGGUCCAUGUGCAAACCGAACGAGUUCAGCAUUGCCCCAUCAGCCAUCGCCUUGCCACAGACACUCCAGCGUGACACUCCUAUGUCUGACUGAAGUAGCCAUUGCAGUUACACAGGAUUAUGCCUUCGCUUGCCUUGCACUUGUGAGAGGGACAGCCAGCAAGUAAAGAGGAAGGAAAUGUCCUAUGGGAUCAAUGAAGGAAAACAGACAACUUCGUGUGUAUAUAUAUAUUUACAUAAAAUAUAUAUAUAUAUUAAAAUUGCAUGGGAUGGAACUUGACAACCUGGAAGUAGAGACUGUGAAACGAGUUCCUUAAUGACGAGACUUGUUUAUGUAUUAAAACCACUUCACAAUGAGUUGCUUUGGCUCUUUGAUAAACUGCCACCUGCUCUCAGGGUGUGGUGACUAUUUUUUAAUUGCUAUUUAUUUUCUAUGUUUAUUCCUGAUUUUUUUGGUUGCUUUUGGUUUUUGGUUUUUUUUUUUCAUUAUUAUAUGGCUUCCUAUUUGGCAACUCAAUGGCAAUUUUUUUGGUAUGUAUUUAAAGACAUAAAUCAACACUGCCAAAAAAAAAAAAAAAAAGAGUGGGAAAAUUAAGGAAAAAAAAAGGGGAGAAAAUGGAAAAACAAGUCAGGGCACCUUAAAAAGAGAAGCAGUGAGUUAAAGUACCUUAAACACAGGGCACACUUACAAGGAGACAGCGUGUUCCACUCUCCAGACAGUGCUUUUCAUAGUGAACAGAUCAAAUUUCAUGGGAUUCAGAAUGACUAAAGUGAAGUUUAGUGCAGAGAAGAUUUGUCCAUUGCCGAGGUCAUUACUGAAAGAGAAGGUAACAUGUUGAGAUUUGAUAUAUUGAAUUCAUACAAUGAACCACGUCUUACUGUGGAUUUUAUUUGCGUGUUCAGACCUUCACAUUUACAAGCUCCUCCUUGUUGUUGUUUUUCGUUUGUACUGAGGUGAAACACAGACACGCACGUAAAGCCUCAUGAGGACAUGAAGUGCCACGGACUCAGCAGCCCUGUGCGGGUAAAUGGCUGGUGGAGGGAGGGUUGGGUUGCUGACUUCCGGCUCACCUGCACCGUGCUGCUUUUUCAGUUGGGCUCUGUCCGUGCCAGGUCUGUGCUGGUGCGGUGCAGUGUGUCCAGCCCAGCUCCUGUGUAUCCCGUCCGUGCUGCGGGAGCAGCCUGGGCUCCCCACACCUUCCCCAGGCACCUCGUGGCGAGCCAGCUCGCAGCCCCUUUGCCUAACGCAGAGCUAGCGCAAGCCGAUUCCGAGGCCCAACAGUAACGCUGCGCUGUCGUCGCGUCACGCCUGCUGAGGUGUCACACUGGAAGGGACAGCACGCAGCAUUUGCUUCUCACUUUGUGCAGUGCUUUCCCAGACCUCACCCUCGCUGCCCUUGAGCUGGACUGAGUUCAGACCUCUGCUCAAACUACAGUCGUAAGGGACCCACGAGGCUUUGGGCUUUUUCUUCUUUUCACAUGGGCUUUUCAUGUGACCUUGAUAAAGACCUCACGCAGUAUCACUCUUAAAGUUCAUGUCUGUUUACUACACCAGGCAAUGUACUAUAACUGUUAAUACUAUUUAUAUAUUUGAGAGGUAUAAAAGGUAGGAGUUAGAAAGGGAACACAAACCUCUACGUGUAGAUAGUUACUGGGAAGAGACACACUACAGGGAGAAGACAUUGCAAUACAAGCUAAUUCUAGCUGCUCAGUAAUCUCUGGGGUUUUUAAGGGAUUUUUUUUCAGAACUAAGAUUUGAAACAUAAGAGUAUCUCUGCGUAAAUUCCACACGCCUUUGCGAAAUGCUGGUGGGUUGCUUACUUACUGCCCCUUCUGCUCCUCAUCCUUCAUUUCUAUAGUGUGCUGCAGCUUUAAUCAGAAUGUCAGUGGUUGCUGCUUUAUGUUUCUCUCGGAGCUACUCUCUCGGAACCAUCUUCUCCUUCCCGUAGCUGAAAUCACUCCAUACACGUGAAAGGAAGCUGAGCUUUGCCAGGCUGUGUAAGGCUGUUAUCUGAUGAUG
Molecule: messenger RNA, 4474 nt
Organism: Pogoniulus pusillus (Red-fronted tinkerbird)
Lineage: Eukaryota; Metazoa; Chordata; Aves; Piciformes; Lybiidae
Gene: SATB2
Product: SATB homeobox 2
Exons: 11
Coding region: 155-2350 (731 amino acids)
Biological process (GO): chromatin remodeling; regulation of transcription by RNA polymerase II
Molecular function (GO): DNA-binding transcription factor activity, RNA polymerase II-specific; RNA polymerase II cis-regulatory region sequence-specific DNA binding
Source: RefSeq, a predicted model, not a curated record